GAAGUGGUUGUGAUGUUGAUGCAAGCGUGCUGACUACCAACUACUGAGUCAGUCGGUUCAGCACCGGUCUCGAUGCUCGAUCGUGAUUUAUAGUUUCCCGCUAGAUUUUUUGAUCCAUAGAUCAGCCGGUUUUUUUGAUCUAAUUAAUCGGUAUUAAUUUUUUUAACUUUUGGGUUGAAUUUGUGCAAUUUUGUUUUGUGGCAGUGUCAGGAUUAACAUCAGAAAUAUUAUCCCAUCCAGUGUUUAUAUAGGUACGUUCCAUUGUACAGCUAUUCAUUUUGUGACACAGGUGCGAUGAUAAUUAGUUUCUCAGAAUGAAGAUAUAACGGGAAGAUCCUCAGUGCCUCAGGGUAGCUACCAUGUCGGCGCAAUGCAAUCACUUCGUGCAAAACGCCUGGAAAAAGGAGCUUUGUUCCAAUUGUUUCAAAUUGCGAGAGGAACAUGUUGUAGCUUCCGAAUCUCCAAGGCCGAGUGUCAAAGCACCUGUCAGAAUCGUAACCAUCAAUCACAAAGUGCAGGGUAUUCUGAGGAUUAAAGAGCACUCGCAGGUGAGACUGAAGAAGAAAAACGUCGAAUUUCCAGAAUCUCUGUUCGAGGUUAUUGGUUAUGGAGGUGACGAUCUCUCUGAUACAGAAGAUGAUGACUCCCAAGAAAUGGACGUUAAUGACUCCUCGAAUCCCGAAGAUGAUGUUCCGGAUAGCGAGGAGGAACGAGCCCUCGGUAAUUUGACACGUGCCAAUACAAACUUCAAUACUGUCACUGCAAACCUAACGGGAUCCGCAACACCUGAUGCUAAAGCCGCAAAGACCUUUGCAUCUUUGAUGCUUGGCAAGGUGCAAAAAGAUGCAGAUGGUAAGAAAAAGACCCUCUUGGUAUCAGUGAAACCCUUUGGAGGAGAUGACAGCCUGCCAACAGCAAAGAGGCCCAGCGAUAAGAAAGUGAACAACGAAAACACAAAAUCCAAAACUAUUGAUAUCAUCGCAAAAGAUGAAAAAACUGAAGUCUCUCUCAAAAGCAUAAAGAAAAUAUCUGAAGAUCAAAUUCAAAUUUGCGAAAAACGACAAAAUGAAUCUCCAAGUCUCGAAAAAAUUGUUGACAUGCCCUUAAUUACAUCUGCUAAUUUAGUAUCAGUAAUUCAAAACGAAGAAAACGUAGGAGUUGAAUCUCAUGAAAGCAUAGAAAAAAAGACGGACAGCAAAUCCGAAAAAAGAAUAAGCAUCGCAAGAACUCCUGCCAUUAAGAAGCCCGAAAAUGAAAAACCGAGAAUUUGCGUCCAGAAUUCUUACAACAAUAAAGGUGAGUAUGCAGUCACAAAAAUCACAAAACGUACCGACAUCAUGAAUACCGAAAAUAGAACAAACGGAACCUACAAUUCAGGAAUCGAAUUAACUCUUACGCCCUUUAAAAAGGAAGCUGUUGAAGAUCGAUCCAUAUUAGUGAAAGGAAAGGACGUCAAUAAGAUCACCGUCCCAGCUCCAGAAGAAAAAACAAAAGAAUCAUCUCUCUUAGUAGAGCGCAGGAUCGAGGGAGAUGUUGGGAAAAAAUUUAAUUUUGUUGAAAGUCGGGAAUCUGCUGGCGAACCAGAUGGAAAAGCAGACGAGGAUGUAUCUGAACCCCCAGCUCUUCCAAAAAGUCCCCCACCAACUGAAGUAAAAACAAACGGGUGUAUUCGGGAAGUGGAACCAAAAUGCAUGCUCACAAUAGCAGAACCAAGGGCGUCUUUUUUGCAUGGCGAGUCGAAAAUUAAACCCUUGGUGCCUCAAAAACCAAGCACUUUUUCUCCGAAAAAUUCGACAUCAUCUACGAGUACCAUAACCUAUUCUACUUUUUCGAAUAACAUCACCGCUCUCAUUCCUGCGAAAAAUAGUCCACUUAGCAGCUUUUCAGUUCCGAUUCAGAAUCCUGCUUUGCAGAAUCAAGUCAGUCAGGUCUCGUCACAAGCCAAUUCCAACGAGGUCAAGGAUCUUUCAGCUACACGGAACUGCAAUUAUUCCUACUCUACAAUGAGUGAAAGUAAGAACAAUGAGCAGUCACAGAAUAUCACAUACAAACCCCCACAAGUUCAAUCAUGCCAAAAUGCUCAAGUGGAGUCGCCUUCUAAAACGGAAGAAAGCCCAAAACCAACGGAAAACGGUACGAGAACAUUUGGUCUUGGUUCUCCUCCGAGACCCAAGCCACCUUCUAUAUCCAUUUUUAAAACUCAGCAACCCGAAGAAGAUGUUGAGAUUGAUGAAGAUGAUCUUGAAAAUUCGGACUUACCAGCCGAAAUGAUUCGAUCACCAAAUAAGAGAAGGAUGGCUCCUAAGCCACCAGCAAGUCCAGCUGAUGACGCCCAGGCUUCUUUAUUUGCGAGGAAUCCAACAACUGUGAUGAAAUCUGAUUCUCCAGUUGUUCGCGAGAAAGAAAAAAGGGAGAGGGCAUCAUCAUGCAGUCCAAAAUUUAGAAAGGCUGUUUGUGAAGCUCCUGAUCCUUCAGUCAAGGCACCAGAACCAGCACCAAGGAGGAAUAUUUCCUUGUCUCAAGAUAGCCUAGCCAAUCCAGAAAGGACUGAGGAGAAGAAGAAGAGCAGAUCUCGAUUCUCCUUGAAGAAGUUCCUCAGGAUGGGAUCUAGAAAAGAUGUGGAUAUGACUUGUGGUUCAACAAGUUCUAGAAUGAAUGAAAUUCCCUCGACUCCUCAACCUAAACCGAGGCUGGAGAUCAUUCACCCUUUGGAACUUGAUGGUGCUGCUGUUCAAGUCCUUGGGAAUGAGGGACAUUCUAGGGUUAGCGAGGACGUCCCGGAUUCAAGAAACGAUGGGUCGCUAGCGUUCAAUUCACAGAUGACUAGUGGAGUUCAGCAAGUAACAACGAGGCCAGGAAAACCACCACCUCCACCAAGAAACCAGUCUCUGGAGGACUGGUCCAGAUUGGAUCCUGCUAACAAACCAGCCAGACCACCGCCUCCUCGAACUGACACGAAACCGCCCCCGAGAGGAGAAAAACUACCCCCAAAAUCUUGGCAACCAGCCUCUAAUCCUUCAUCGACGUCUGACUCAAUUUAUGCGAAUUUGGCAGCGGAGGAUGUUACAGGUGAGAUACGAAGUGCCCUGGCACCAUCGAAACCUCAAAGAACGGCCAGCAUGAGGGACCAGACGAUUUCUCAACCUCCACUCAAAAAACGGACCGUCCACAAACAGAACGAGAACCAGGACUACGAGCCUCUCGAUUCCAAUUCUCCUACUUCAAACUCUCCAUCUUCGAGCGAGAGUCAGGUUUACGAAUGCCUUUCAAGUUCUCCGGAAUGCGAUUCGAGUCUUGAAUUGCGCCAUGGGAACGGAAAUCAUGCGAAUGGUAAAAGAAAAUCCGAUAGCAGUAUUUUGGAAUCGAAUGUGGAAUUCAAGUACCACCAGCCAACGUUCACCAGGUCAACGUCUCUGCCAUAUUGCUCCAGUGAAACUGAGAGCGAAGUUUAUGCGCCCUACAGCUUCUACACUGGAGACGAAGGACCUGAAGAAGAUCAAGAUUGGAAAGGUAAAGAUGAAGAGUCGAGACUAAAUCGCCUGAGGCAAAGAAGAGGACGAAGCAUUGUUCACCGAAGUUUGGAAGACAACUAUGGAGCAGUCGUCGUUGCGAAUCAUGAUGCGCUUGCGCAAUUUUUGGACCAACUGAAUUUAGUUUCACCUAUCUCACUUGGACUGCGUGGCUUGAAGAACGCAAAUCUACGAUUAAGUGAUUUUACAUUGGAUUCCGCGUCAUCUGUUCUUGUUGGAAGAAGAAUAUUCUAUUCUGCAAUUUGGAACGAUCAGAAUCUCACUAUCUGCAUAACUUUCGAUCCAACCACGCACGUUUCACGGAAGGAAUUCUACCUUGCACCUAUAGUUGAGUUUAUGGACAGUGUCCCACAAGAAUUGGCCAAAAAGAGAGAGUGUAAUGGUAGAAAAAAUGUCGAAGCCACUAUUUCGGUUUUGCCACGAUUGCAAGUGAACACUAUCCAUUCGUUUUCUGUCAUGACGAAAGAUACUAAAGACGAGGGAACAACGAAAGAUUGUUGCUUCGUUCUUCUGCAAUUCGUGAACGCCAUGAAAAAUCUGCAGGCUCGUGGAAUCGAAGAAGCUCCGAAGAAUCUGAGCAAUGUCGUGCUUUGCCGUGAAGAUAAGAACGCCUGUUACAGACUUUAUCUUCUUCAAGGAUUGAACGUUGAUAGCAGUGAAGAAUGUGAAGAGAAAAUGGCUUCUUUGUGCCAGUGUGCUCUUCUCGCCCUUCAGGAAUUACAUCUUACGAAUAAAUUACCGCUCGUUAAAGAAUUAUUAAUGAAGGAAAAGGCAGAAACGUUGUCGCAGGUGAAAUCAGUAUUGGAAUAUUCACUAUGGGGGCCAGCUGACGUAACCCUCGGUGGUCCGAGAGAAAGAGAAACUGCUCUUCAAAGAUGGUUAGACUUAGAAAGAGCAACAGUUCUGCACGCUUUAGUAAGGGCAAGAUCUCCGCUAGCAGUAACUGAUGAAUACCAUCUUCUCUUCCUGGUUCACACAACUUCAAAAAUUAUGUGUGAGGCUUCCAUACAUCUCGAUAAUCAACGUAAUGGCUUACUUCGGACCAAUUAAUUGAAAAAUAUAAUUUUUUUUCUAAAGUAUUUUUAUAUAUGUAACAUAGUGCAAUUAAUAUCGUUAAAAGUUAUCAAAUUAAUAUCGCUGCUCAAUAUAACUGUCAUACUUAAAAUUAGAUGAACUAUAUUAGCUUUGUACAAAAUAUUUAAAAUAAUUUAUUGCGUUGGGUGAGAGCGUUUAUAAGACACUCAAAAUAUUUUUCAAAUAAAUCAAAAUGCGUAGGGUGUAUGUAGUAGCUAAUCAUUAAGAAUAUUUUUUAAAAAUGUAUA
This is a messenger RNA of Belonocnema kinseyi, 4852 nucleotides long. RefSeq lists its product as uncharacterized. Lineage: Eukaryota; Metazoa; Arthropoda; Insecta; Hymenoptera; Cynipidae. The transcript has 13 exons. The coding region runs from base 360 to 4580 and encodes 1406 amino acids. The record is from RefSeq and is a predicted model, not a curated record.